GUUACGGCUUGAAAGAGCUCCAUUUUGUGAAAGCAGUUGAAGCAGAGCACCGUCCCUGUGAAAAGGCGAAACCUAGAAACGACAAAAAAAGUCAAAGUUAGCCGACGAACUGCUCGAUAACCAAGUCAGUAUCCGAAAGGAAAGCAAAUCUUAUCGUAUGUCCGAUAUCCAGAACCUCCAAACUUUUGACCCCUUUGCUGAUGCAACUAAGGGUGAUGACCGCCUCCCAGCUGGGACAGAGGACUAUAUCCACAUAAGAAUCCAACAGCGGAACGGCAGGAAGACCCUCACCACUGUCCAGGGCAUUGCCACUGACUAUGACAAGAAGAAGCUAGUCAAGGCCUUCAAGAAGAAGUUUGCUUGCAAUGGGACAGUGAUUGAGCACCCAGAGUAUGGUGAAGUGAUCCAGCUUCAGGGAGACCAACGCAAGAAUAUCUGCCAGUUCCUCAUCGAGAUUGACCUGGCCAAGGAGGAGCAGCUCAAAGUCCACGGCUUCUAGAAGCUGCUAGCAGCCCUCUCCCCUUCUUUCCUAGAAGGCCAUUAAACUCCCUCUCCUCCUAUGUGCUGCUGUUCCUCUUCCUCCCCCCUCUCCCCCCUUGCAACCCCACCAGCUCCUAUUAGCUAACACGUGAAUUACCUCUCCCAAACAUGGGAUUCUGUAACACCACCACCCCCCUACAACACCAGGGGGCAGGCUCGCUCUCACAAAGACACACCACUGCAGCUCCACACAUCAGGGAUGAGUGGUGAUGACCCUCCCACACACUUCCUCCUUCCUUUUCCCCUGUUUAUUUCCUUUUUUAAUUUCCUCUUUUUAGGUCUUGUGCCACAACAAAAGAGGCACUGUUUCAUGUAACAUUUUUGUUUUGUACUUCAAGGUGUUUCAAUAAAACGUUGAGUCUCCAUAUGUUGGAGUGGUGUCAUGGGAAUGGGGCCUGGGUUUGUACAAGAAGGUCACAGACUUUAAAACGGUUUACUGCUGAAGUGGUACACAGGGUUGAAAAUUAACUUUUUGUCCACCGUCCAACUGGCUAGUGAAUGUUCAAAUUUUACCAGCCACUCAGAGUACUGUUGAAGGCUGCGUGAAGCAAAUCUCCUGGCCAUUUGCAUAUUUUACCAGCAUUGCUGGCUGCUGGAUGGUGCUAAUUUUGAACCCUGUGGGUACAUAAGAGGAGACAAAGGCUGCUAGGAGGGGACAAGGAUUCUUGUUUAGGCAUUUGCUGUGAAGUCAGUAUUUUGCUAGCAUAAGUAGCCUCCCUCUCUUCAGUCUGCUUCAAUAUCUCACUGGCAUGGUUUACCUGCCCAGCUACCUACUUGCAGGUUACAGAGCAGAAAUUGUGUGAAGUACUUCUUCAAAUUUGUUUUGCUCCAUAAUUUAAUGGCACAAUACUUAAUGUUUUGUUUUUGCUGCCAAUCUAUGUAUUAAAACUAAAUGGGCCUUCAGUGGUGGUCCUGCUUUGGUCAGAGUGAAGCCUGUUAUGUGGAAGGCUGACUCGAUUUAUUAAGUGAUCAGGUGAAUCCUCCAGAGUGGGAAGCAAAAUACUGGUAAUAUUUGGCUGUAGCUUACUAAGUGAAAGUAUGACAGAAGAUAACAUUGCGUAUAAUUUUGGAUUUACUUGUCAAUUAAGUGGUUUCCUACUCUGGCACUUGACCGGCUUUCUAAUGUGGUCCGAAAACACCGGUUACCGCACAUAUGGUUAUGGACGCUUGAAUCUUAAAGUUCCUAUAAUGCAAUAAUUUAUAAACAGUUAAGAUGUAGUGAUGCUGAAUACAGUAAAGAUCAAAGCCAUGGCCAGGUCGCACUGUGCUCUUGUGACAAAGGGUGAUGGAGAACAAGUCUGUUUUGCAAAAUCCACAUUUGGUUCAAUAAAAUGUCUGCAGUUGA
Messenger RNA from Perca flavescens (yellow perch), 1885 nucleotides. It is a transcript of the gene eif1, whose product is annotated as eukaryotic translation initiation factor 1. The transcript is spliced from 4 exons. Gene Ontology annotation, molecular function: translation initiation factor activity. Gene Ontology annotation, biological process: translational initiation. The coding region runs from base 158 to 499 and encodes 113 amino acids. NCBI's taxonomy places the organism in Eukaryota, Metazoa, Chordata, Actinopteri, Perciformes, Percidae. The record is from RefSeq and is a predicted model, not a curated record.